Messenger RNA from Hibiscus syriacus, 598 nucleotides. RefSeq lists its product as uncharacterized. The record is from RefSeq and is a predicted model, not a curated record. The coding region runs from base 31 to 492 and encodes 153 amino acids. Lineage: Eukaryota; Viridiplantae; Streptophyta; Magnoliopsida; Malvales; Malvaceae. The transcript is spliced from 5 exons.
AGGAGCAGGGACACAUAAUUCUCUUCAUCAAUGUCUUCUUCCUGUGUUUUCACAAAUUACCCUCUUAUUUCUGCUUUUAUUGCCUUUGCUAUUGCCCAAUCUAUCAAGUUCUUCACCUCCUGGUACAAGGAAAAGCGAUGGGAUAUCAGCCAACUUGUGGGAUCCGGUGGGAUGCCUUCGUCCCAUUCUUCGACGGUCACUGCUCUUGCCACUGCUAUCGGAUUCCAAGACGGUUUUGGAGGAUCACUAUUUGCGACCGCAUCGAUCUUAGCAUGCAUCGUAAUAUUUGAUGCAACCGGUGUGAGAUUGCAUGCUGGACGGCAAGCAGAGGUCCUGAAUCAAAUCGUUUAUGAAUUGCCUGCUGAACAUCCUCUGGCCGAGACCAGGCCGUUACGUGAACUUCUUGGUCACACACCUCCCCAGGUUUUUGCUGGUGGAGUGCUUGGUAUUAUAACAUCUGCUGCUGGCUAUUUUAUUUUCCAGGCAGCCUAGUAGAAGUUGAUGCCUCAUAUUGCUCAUAGAUAUCAUUCUACAAUAGCUUCGAUGUUUGAACUUCGGCUACCAUGAAGACGGGCUGCGACCAGCAGACCUUCGCCCU